CUUUCUUUGUGUUCAGCUUAUAUGUUGUGUGGUUGUUAGAGGAGAGAGUUGAAGAGUUUAAUGGAGAAAGAAUUUGAUAAAAUUAAUAUGUCACUAGAUGACAUAAUCCGUACCAGCAGAUUGUGCCAUCCUAAACUGCAUGGCAGUAGAAAAUGUACACAAGAUGAGAGGGGCCGCAGUAGGAGCCGCAGUCGCAACGCAUGUAGAGGCCAGCAGUGGCGUCUAGAACGAGGUCGACAGCAGCAUUUAACUGAUAACCUGCCCCCACGAUCAAGAAGCAGGAGCCAGGCCUCAUACAGAAGUAACAGUCCAGUUCCAUCACUGCUUUCUGUACCAGUUGUUCCACCUCGAGGCAGAAGUCGACCACGUCAAAAUUAUUCAUUUUGCAGUCAGAAACCAACUUUUGUGCAGCGUAUGGGGUGGCGAAAUGGAUUGGGAGUCAACAUACGAAAACACCGUCUGGGUUUUUCUGCUUCCAGUACAUCAGUCCGUCGGCCAACAACAUCUUUACAGCUGUUGCAGCUAGCAAAGAAGAGAGUGCAAAUUGCAAAAAAUAUACUAAAUGCUAGACACCAGUCAUACCUCAAACAGCUGCAACAGUACAGACGUGAAGUAUUAGAAGAUUCCUUUCAGAUGCCACACUACAGAGUGGAGAAUAUGCAAGAGUUUCCAGCCUUGUUUUCUGAAAUCGGGGAUUGUAACAGGAUUUCACAUAACCGUAUAGGCAGGCAACGAGUUCACACAAAAAAUUACUCAGAAGGAACAUUGAGUGUUACGUUUGAAAAUGAACUGGCAAACUCCCAGACUCGCACACGUACAGUUGAAAAUGGUUCCAUCCCACUGGGUUUCAAGCCAUCAGAAGCCUUAACUGUACCUCCACAAACAAUGGUUAAUGGCUAUAUAAUUCGAAAUCCAUCUUUAGGAAAAGUUACUAAUGAUGAUGGUGUAUAUGUGUCAAAUGAAAAUGUCAGACAGACAGGUACAAAUGACUCAUUACCAGUACUUGUAUCAAGUUCAGACUUUCCCCAACUGAUUCACAGACAUAAUGAAUGUAACAUGGAUAAAAAGAGGAUCAUACAUCCAGCAAACACAGUUCAAACACUAAAUCAGCGAUUCAGUAAUUACAGAGUGGUGUGCUUGUAAUAAAUUUUUGUUCAGUGAUGAGUGUGUAGUUAGAUACAGUGUUAUAUAUCAAGUGCUAUUUUGUACAGAAGCCUUCCACCCUAUUCACCUGUAUUGCAGUUGUCAAAACUGGUCAGCAGUAUAUCUGUUUCUUAUUGUUGUAAUUAGCAAAAGCAAUAUUGUGUUCUUAACAUGAUUGUCAUUUCAUAGCUAGCUCAUUAGCUAUGGUUUUGUCAUCAUAAUUUGAAAUCCAUUUCCUGAAUUGACCUGUUUGCGAAGGCUGUUUAUGUAUAAGUUAAGUUAUCCCUGGAAUUUUCUUACAUUCAGAGAUUUGUUUUCACAGAAAUACCAAAUACAUUUAACAGAAUUUGAAAGUCUGCCUGGGAGAUGCCAUUUGAUUUAAAUGUUUUAUUUUAAUUUGGUCCACACACACAACAAGGGCCUGUAAACUACCGAGAUAGCUAACCUCAGAAUAGUUUGAAUGAGCUACCAGUAGUCUGCAUUCCACUUGUUGACAUUCCAGCUCUCCUUAGCUGGAAAAAAAGAAAAAAAACCUUGCACUUAAUAUUGAGAGAUAGUAGGAAAUCGCAACUGAAAUUAUAUAACAACAGUUUCAAGGGAAACAUGAUAUACAGAACAUCCUGUUUAAAUUUUGAUGCUAGAGUCGAAUAAAUGCAGCUUGUACUUUUUCAGAAGGAACCCUGUCUCCUCUUUGUGCUUGAAACUUGUCUCUUUCUGAUCUCUGUGUCACUCAAUACUCCUGAAUUUCAUUUAAAGAAAGUACAUAAUUAUAUAUUAAUAACAAAAAUAUGGUACUGAAAUUUCUGUGUUCCAAUUUACUUCUGAGGAUAGAUGAUCUGAUUGUUUAGUUCAUUCUUGGCCACAAUUCACUUUUACCAGAAAAUUUGAAAAACGUUAAAUGUAACACAACAGAAAUUGUUGCAAUACAUUUACCAUCAGAGAUUGUCUUGCUUCUGUAGAUGCCAGCUGUACUGUCAUGGUUUUACCAACACAGUACAAAAUUCUUAAAUGGACAGUACUACAUCUGUGAUACACAAAUAAGGACAGCAUUUUCUUAUUUUGUAUGCACUCAAAUAUGGGAUAGUGUUAAGAAUGUACAUGUCCCUAAUUGAACAGAUCAUUUCAAUUUUUCAUAAGAUUUUUCAAAAUGUUAACUAAUUUGGUAACAGUUUGGAACUACAUUGUUCAAUUGUUAACAAUUAAUAAGCUGAACUGAUUGAUGGUUCACUAAAUAAGUUCCCAUGUUGUCGUGGACUGUGAUAGGAUGUGACUUUUACCAGUUUUUAGGUGUAGGAAUCACAUUUUUUUGCCUUUAAUGCAAGAAGGCAAAUAAUGCCACUGUAUUUAAUGAUUGGGAUAGCACACUUGUGAGAACUCUCAGGAUAUUGAAGUUACUGCAAUGUGAAACAGCAUAAAAAAAAUACGCCGCACUAUCUGCGUCUUCAUUAUUAAGGGCUCCUCAUUGAAUUGCAUUUAUUCCUCAUUAUUGUUCUGUGUUUUAUUUAAUUUGAUUGUUGACUGACUUUUCUUAAGUUGGCUUUUACAUGUUAGUUUUCUGAGUACUUUUGCAUUUUCUUUUGUAAUCUUCAAUGUUACUGGAAAAAAGAAGAGAGAAAAUAGUAAUUUUGUUCGUUGUAUAAAUGCUUAAACUAUAGACCUGAUAUUUUUAAACAUUGUGUGAUCUGUUUUA
Schistocerca cancellata (South American locust) is the source of this 2833-nucleotide messenger RNA. RefSeq lists its product as uncharacterized. The transcript is spliced from 6 exons. The coding region runs from base 61 to 1143 and encodes 360 amino acids. Lineage: Eukaryota; Metazoa; Arthropoda; Insecta; Orthoptera; Acrididae. The record is from RefSeq and is a predicted model, not a curated record.